This is a messenger RNA of Hydatigera taeniaeformis, 2277 nucleotides long. The record is from the annotation of a GenBank genome assembly. NCBI's taxonomy places the organism in Eukaryota, Metazoa, Platyhelminthes, Cestoda, Cyclophyllidea, Taeniidae.
AUGGUUCACAACCAUCCCUUUGCUCCUUGGGGCAGCUUCGCUGCUACCGCGCAGCCUGCAUCAACAAACACCCUUGUCGCUGCUGCUGCUGCUGCAUCUUCAAGCACCGCCACCACCACUGCAACGACUUCCGUCUCCACUUUCAUGCGCACCUCUCAACCCACCAUGGUGCAACCACAUCAUCAGCUGCACUACCAACAUCAGCUUCACCUCCAACAACUACAACAGCAUCAGCAAUAUCUUGCUGCUGCUCGUCAACAGCAACAGCAGGCUCAGCAACAAGCUCAACAACAGCAGAGAGUUUCCUUUCCUACCUUUCCUGCGGUUGCUGUGACCUCAGUUUCUUCCCCAGGUGAUCAGAAAUCGCAGCCUACUUUUCCUCCACCUGUCACUGUCGCUUCCUCUACUGCUGCUCCUACAGCAAAUGGAAGUAGUGGUGGUAAGAAUUCCACCUCCUCUACGACCGCACCUACUAACACCUCCACCACUGCUCCAGCUCUCCCGCAGAUCCCCGAAGACCUUCUCCUCAAACUUGAUCCCUCUCUUGCUGAUCAAAAGCCCACCAUCGAUCCCGCAGUUGAGAAACCCUACCAGUGCGACCAGUGCCUCAAGCGCUACUCAGGCAUAAAGUCGUUGAAAAACCAUAAACUGACCCACUCCGACAUCCGACCGCACAAGUGCUCUUUUUGCCAGAAGGCCUUCCUCCGUGCCGACAAGAUGCGUAUGCACGAGAUUUCACAUCUAAAUGUGAAGCCCUUUGAAUGCGCCACAUGUAAGCAGCGUUUUACUCGCUCUGAUAAAUUGAAAAUUCAUCACCGCACGCACACAGGCAUUCGACCUUAUGCGUGUUCCUUCUGUCCCAAGCGCUUUACUCGUUCGGAUAAACUGAAGAUCCACGAAAGAAUUCAUACUAAAAUUAAGCCGUAUGAAUGCAUUCACUGCGGUAAGUGUUUUGCCCGGUCAGACAAGCGGAGGUUGCAUGAAAAGACGCAUCUCUACGGUCCAAGGCCACGAAGUAGCGGAGUGAGGAAAUCGAAAUCUGCUGUGGCAACUGCGGUAACAAGUACGUCAGCCUCUUCUGUAGUCGCUACUGCAAAUCCACUCCCUGUUUCUGGUUUUGGAUUUUUGUCCGCUGCUGCUCCUGGUGCCGCCACAAGCACUCUCUUUGCGGCGCAGAAUUUCCCCAUUGUGGCGUUGAAUCCGGUGGUUAACGGAACUGCUAUUGUGUCCACUACACCGACUGCCUCUGCCUCAACAUCCGCCAGCACUGCUACCACUGCUACUGAUAACACUAAUAGUAGCACUGCAGUGACGACAGCCACAUCCACCACUGCGACAGCAGCUGUCGCUGCUGCAAUCACAGCUUAUCCUCAGUUUGCCCAACAAAUGCACUAUCCUGUCUUCAUGGCUGCAAACCCCAAUUCUGCGGCAUCAUUCGUCUGUGUCGGACAGCCUACUAGUACUUCUACCGCCGCCACUGCCUCGACGACCGCCACAGGGAUUACCAGCAAUACCACAGCAACGACAUCAACUACUGCUACAACAACUACGCCAGCAGUGGCUGCUGCGGCCACAACAAACAAUAUUGCUGCUGUAAUGGCAGCUGCUGCAUUGGGUCGGCAGUUUCAAACCUCUGCUGCUCAGAGCGGAGCACAGGCUGCGAUAGCUCAGCCCUAUGCUCAUCAUCAAGUGCAUUUACAGAGUCAACAAGCGGCGUAUUAUCAUCGACAGCAACAACAGCAACAGCAAACCCAACAGCAACAGCAGUACGCUUACGCUGCACAUCAACAGCGGCAGCAGUACCAACACCAGGUGGUCCAGCAAGUCCAACACCCCUACCACACUCAACAGCAGCAAGCGCAACAAGCACAAGCGCAUCAUCAGCAAUAUGCUGCAAUGUUGCAGGUCCAUCAAGCGGCACACAUGCGUCAACAAGCGUUUAGUUUUUUCCCAUCUAACCGCACCGCUACACAGUUUGCGUUUAACACGGCACAGGACCAACAGCAGAUACAACAACAGCAACAAGCCCAACAACAAGCACAGCAGCAGCAACAGCAACAGCAAAUUCUGGCUGCACAGCAGCAGUACCUGCAACAGCAGCAUCAGCAUUACGCACAGCAGAUGGCAGUGGUAGCAGCUCAGCAACGAGCUGCCGCUGCUGCAGCAGCCGCUGCUGUAGUUGCUGCCUCUUCCUCUGCUACUACAAUCGGUACCUCAUCUUCCACGACAACAACGACGACAGCGACGGUGACGUCGACAACUACAGCGUCUGCGUGA